CAGUCAGUCAAACUGUCAAAUACUUUUUUACCUGCUAUUCAUUCGGCCGUGUAAUUGUAGUUUGUUGUUUGCAAAUUAUGCAUUUGUGAAAUGGAAAUAAACGUGCACAAUAUCGUGCUGCAGCUUAAUAAAAAUAGUUCUCACCAUCUGCGUUGACUGAAGCAGUAUACUUACAGUGUUAUAAAUGUGAAACGCUAUUGUUUUUAGUGUUGUAGUGUUCUACUUUCAAGUGGAAUUUAGCUGGAUUUUGAGCGGGCACUAUGGGUUCUUACAGCAAAAAGUCCUCGGCUGAGUGGAUAAUAGACCAGCUCAAUGUGGAAAAUGCGAAACUUUUAGCAUUUGUCCUGGUCAUAGGAUUUAUUGGCUACCAUGGAGUUCUACAUCUCAAAUAUGGAUCAGACUCCUGCACUUGGCUACUGACCGCGGGAAGAUACAAAGGAGAUCAUGAGUGGCAACCUUACGGCUGUAUGUUACACAAGUACUCCAAAACUGACGCGAGGCGAUGUUUCCGGUACCUUGCGUUCUGGGGCAAGUACAACAGUUUCGCGUUCAUUGGCGACUCCCGGCUCGAACAGCUCUACGAAUAUUUUAUAAGCGUGGUCCGGACUCGACUGGACCUCGACUCGUCAUACUCGACAGUAGAGCAUCGCAUGCCGAACUAUACGUACGUGGACAACAAGCUGCGGUUGUCCGUCACCUUCGUGUACAGCGACGAUGUCUCCAAGACCAUGGUCGACCAGUUCCGCACAUGGCAGCGUUCAGACCAACCACCCUCCGUGAUCAUAGCGUCUACUGGCUUACAACUGCUCAAAACUCGAAAUACAACAGAUCUAGUACUAGAAGAAUACAAAAGGAACCUUACGCGCUUGGUGCAAGCUAUAGAUUCGCUUGCAGCACGAAACACACAGGUUCUAUGGAAGUUGAUUGAGGGAGUGGACGUGAACAAAUUGAAGGAUGAUUAUAAAAGGAUCAAUAACAAUGAUAUUGAUUCGUACAACAGAGCUGCUGUAGAGAUCCUGACCCACAGCGCAGCCAAGAUCUGGAAGUCGGCCCUGCUGGUGUCUGCGGAGGGCGGCGUGGAGCUGAGCGGCGCGGCGCUGCGGCACUGCGCGCAGUUGUUGCUGAACAUGUUCUGCAACGACCACAUGAACUACAACGACGGCUCCUGCUGCGCCCAGCCCGAGCCGCAUACUCAGCUACAGCUUCUUACCUUCGCUAUAUUCUUAUUAUGCGGAGUACUCUGGGUUGUCCGUUACGCUUGGGGAGCGUAUGAGAGGGCACGGUCUCACCUGCAGGGCUACGCCCCCGUCAGCCAGGCUGCGCCCGUACCUGCCCCCGGCGCCGCGGGGUCUGAUCCCUCUCCCCUCGCCGCAAUGGCUCGGCUCGGCCUCAUCAUGUGUUAUUUUUACUUGUGUGACAGAACCAACUUCUUUAUGAAGGAAAAUAAAUAUUAUUCUGAAUGGAGUUUCUGGUUGCCUGUCGGUUAUGUGUUCGCGUUGGGAUUGUUCUUUACUGAGGACUCCAAGUCUAAUACUGUCCUUCACCGAGAACAGACAGACGAAUGGAAAGGUUGGAUGCAGCUAGUGAUCCUUGUGUACCAAGUGACGGGGGCUAGUAAAGUGCUCCCUAUAUACAUGAUGGUCCGUACCCUGGCCUCCGCCUACCUGUUCCUGACAGGGUACGGACAUUUCUACUAUACAUGGAAGACCGGAGACACCGGUCUGGUCAGAUACUUCAGGGUCAUAUUCCGACUGAACUUUCUGACUGUAGUGCUAUGUCUGACCAUGAACAGACCCUACCAGUUCUAUAGUUUUGUACCGCUCGUGUCGUUCUGGUAUACGCUGAUGUUUGUAAUCUUCGCGCUCCCACCUCAUAUAACGCCGUCAUCGAGUCACACGGUGGAGUCGCGUCCCUACCAGUACCUGUACAUUGCCAUCAAGGUGAUAGGUCUACUGGUCAUAGUGACCGUACUCUACAUGAGCGAGGUGUUCUUCCAGAAGAUAUUCGUCACCAGGCCCUGGAAGGCACUGUUUGUUAACUCUGAUGAUGACAUCCAUCAGUGGUGGCUGCUGUGGAAACAGGAUCGGUACUCGAUGGCGUACGGCAUAAUGUUUGCGCUGGCGUACUUAGCGGCGCGCUCCGCCGGCGUCCUGGACGAGCGCCUGGGGAACCUGUGGGGCACCGGGGCGUCGCUGACGGCCACGCUGCUGGCGGCGGUGGGGCUGGGGUCGUACGUGACGUUCGCGUUCUUGUGCAGCAACUCGUUCGACUGCAACGAGAUCCACUCGUACGUGUCGUUCCUGCCGGUGGCGAGCUACGUGUGGCUGCGCAACGCGCGCGCGGGGCUGCGGCGGCGCCACUCGGCGCUGUUCGCGUGGGUGGGCCGCGUGGCGCUGGAGCUGGCGGCGGGCGGCGGCCACGCGCUGGGCGCGGCCGACCGCGCCGGCGUGCUGCUGCUGCUGCCCGGGGCGCCGCGGCUGAGCGUGCUGCUGGCCGCCUUCGUGUUCCUGUGCGCGGCGCACGAGGUGCGGCGCCUCACGGCGCUGGUGGCGCCGCACGCCGUGCCCGACGACUGGAGGCUCGUGCUCAGGAACGUCGCCAUCUUCCUCGCCGUGCUCGUGCCCAUCGGCAUCCACGACGGCAUGUUCUAACAACGUUUUGUGAUUAUAACUAGUUUUGGCUGUGUUUUCGAUUAUCGCGGUUUUUUUUAAUAGGUACCUACGUAAUUAUCGAGCAAUAUUUAUGAGUGAAAUUGAUUAUUUGAAUAGUUGUACGACUUUAGCUAUUAAUUCCUUGCACGAGUGUACCUUAGUUAUUGAAACAGAAACGAAGAAAAUGAAAGAAAUAUGUACAUUUUUAAAAACAAACUAAUCACCUAUCAGUUUUUUAAAAUCAUAAGAAAUUGGAGCAAUACAAUACUACAAACAGUUUCAAGUACAUACCAUGUACAUACAUUGUACACAUACCUAGUACGAAAUGUGUAAAACGUAUGAUAUUUGACCAUACACGUAUUCUAAAUCGAACUAACCAGUUUGUCACCAAUGUAUAUCAAGUUUAUGCAUUAAAAAAUAUUUUGUACAAUUUAUAUGUAAGUUAGUAACAAAAUGUACAUAUUAGCUUUGUAUAAAAUCUAGUCUAUGAACAUAAUAAGAUUGUGUGAAUAAAGUAAGACAUUACUGUGUGUGACUUAUUAUGAUUUACUAAUAAAUGUAUGUUUUCUCUAAAAUAAAUUUGAGAAUUUGUUUUCAAUAAGGCUUGGUUUUGAGUGGCAAUAAUAAAUUAGGAAAAUUAUGUGAACAAAAAAGUGAUUCGAUGAGUGAGCUGUAAGCUGUGUACUGUGUGCAUGCGUCAAAUGACGACAGGCGGGUUUAACUGCGCUUUCGUGGACAGUUUUUCCAGCGUUUGUCGUUUGUAGACCGCCUAUUGUCGUUUGACGAAUGCCUGCAUUUGUCCAAUAACGCGUCGUUGAUACUGUCAACGACGGCCUUUAACUCAUUUUCGGCCGUGAGCUGAUCGCCCUAUGCAACUUAUAUUUACGUGAGAAAGAUACAAAAAUAAGUAUGUAUUAUCUAUUUUUGUUUUUUCAGCCCACGUAGUACGGAAUUGACCUUUACAGACAUACGUAGCUUAUGCCGGAAUACUGAAACGCUACUCAAUUUUAAGUCGUGCUUAAGUAUAGUUCUGUCUCUAGAAAU
Messenger RNA from Spodoptera litura, 3695 nucleotides. RefSeq names its product N-acetylneuraminate (7)9-O-acetyltransferase. Lineage: Eukaryota; Metazoa; Arthropoda; Insecta; Lepidoptera; Noctuidae. The record is from RefSeq and is a predicted model, not a curated record.